Messenger RNA from Cladocopium goreaui, 1710 nucleotides. The record is from the annotation of a GenBank genome assembly. NCBI's taxonomy places the organism in Eukaryota, Dinophyceae, Suessiales, Symbiodiniaceae.
CCCCAUGGCAUGACCACUGCGGAUGUGCGUGCCGUGGUGCCAGCGGUGCUGCCACCGGAACUGUGUCGGGAACUCUGGUUUCAACACUUGGCCUGCGCUGUACCUGGCUAUAGGCCCGGCUGCACCGCCAGCUGCCUGGCAAGUGCGCCCGGCUGGGCCUGGCCCGCACUGCUGCGGGCCAGGCAGCUGCUGAGGGAUGCGGCGGAGGAGAUCUUUGACGACUUCGGAGGUUUGUUUCCAGAGACGACGGUGACGGUGGGCUGGUUCCCCGGUGCAGGGCUACCGGUGCAUACCGACAAUUGUCAGGAUUACCUGCAGCAGCGUCACGUCACCGUGGUGGUGUGGCUCAACGAGGGCGAACGUGAUUUCCAGGGCGGGGAGUUCUUCUUUGACGACGAAAAAAACGCCAUGAGGCCGCAGGCAGGCCACGCGGCCAUCUUCGGAGCAGAUGUUCCGCACGGUCUGACAGCGGUCACAGGUGGUCUCCGGGUGUCUUUGAACGUGUGGUUCACGCGGAACCCAGAGGCUGCUGAGGACCUACGACUGCUGCAGCACCCGCCACGGGCAGCGGCCCGCGGCCCGGCGCUGUCGCUGCGUCUCUUCGGCCAGGGGCCGCAGCAGCAGUGGCGCGGCGACGAGGCCAUGGCCCGGCGGACGCUGAAAACGCUGAAGCUGCCGUGGAGGGGUGGGAUCCUGAGAAGGAGAUCAGGAGGCUGGUUUCAAUCUCUGGGUUCCAAGCGUUCAUUGGACAGCGAAGAAUCCAACAGCUUCAGUACUGCACAAAGGGCCAGACUGAUGAAAGCAGCAUUCCAACAAUUCUUUGGGAGACAGAAACAAAGAUGUUCUGGCUCCUGUUUGGCUGCCGCCAUCCGGCGUCGUGAACGGCAAGUCCGGAUCAAUCUGCCGAAGUGGCACGACUACGGCCAUUUGUCCAUGCCGCGUUUCGGCACCCUCUGCUGCCGCUGCCCAGCGAAACGUGCGAUGCUGUUGCGGCCACUGCCGGGGCUGGUGGUGCUGAAAAACCAUGGCAGCCUGCGAGGAGAGAAGGGUCGCAAGGUGGAAAGAAGGGCCGCGAGGCUCUUACAGCACCAGAACCAAGCCAUGCGUUUCGGAGAUCUGCCGAUCUGGGCCCUACGUUUGGCGAAGAGGUGUGCCCCUCCUGGCUUUCGGAAGGUGAAAUACGACCAGCUGAUUGUCAACGCUUACAAUGUGGGUGAGGGGAUCUUGCCACACAUCGAUCUGCUGAAGUUCGACGAACGUGUUUUGGGAAUCAGCCUAGCAGCCGAGGCGACCAUGAUCUUCAGGCGAGUCCGGCCUGACGCGCUGCCGGUGAAGCCAGGUGAUGAAUGUCGCCUCCCGACAGAGUCUGCGGAUGCCGUGCGCAUCACGCUGCAGCCCGGGGAUGUCUAUGGUUUGCAGGGCCCAGCGAGGUCCCAGUGGACCCACGAGAUUCUUCCCGUGAAGGCGCGACGGAUCAGUUUGACCUUCCGCCGUCUGCUGAACUCAUCCUGGAUCGGCGUCUCGAGCGACCAGGUAGAUCCUUCACCCGAGUCCAUCGAGUCCAUGACAUCCGUUGCCACGAUGGGAAAAAGCGGAUUUUUGGAUCCCGUCGCCACAGGGUCUCCAACCAUGCCCUGGCUGAUGCCGGGAGAUGAGGGCAAGCCAGUUGGGGCAAAGAAUCCCAAGCUUGCGAAGGCAACAAAAGUGUGA